Molecule: messenger RNA, 3509 nt
Organism: Oryctolagus cuniculus (rabbit)
Lineage: Eukaryota; Metazoa; Chordata; Mammalia; Lagomorpha; Leporidae
Source: RefSeq, a predicted model, not a curated record
UGGGUUGACACUGGGAAGGCCUGGUCCCUCGACCACAGAACCACAAGGCCAGGCCCUCGGCCGCCUCCAGGGCCCUGCGCGGGAGCUGGUUGGCUCCGGUCGUCCCCACCCCCCGGCCGCCCUCGCACCGGCUGGAGCCUGGGCUCCGUCGAGGGUAAGCCUCAUUCAUUCAUUCCCCGUGGCGCUGGUGCGGGGCCUCGCUGCCUCCUCCACCCUGGCUGCCGAGCGCCCCUUCCCGCCAUCUAAUGAUACACUGCACACAACUGCUGUUGAGAAUUUGUGGGUAGACAUUCCUGUGGGACCAGGGAUCCAGAUUCUUGGGUACAAACAGAAACUCUGCUUUCCUGGGGGAUUUUUUUUCUUCUCCUCUCUCUCUCUCUCUCUCUCUCUCGCUCACUCACACACACUCUCGCGUUCUUUCCUUUUUUCUUUUUCGUAGCAGCAGGGGGAAAAAAAGAGACAAAACAACAAAACAAACAACAAAACCAACACCCCCCCCUUCAUUCUCCAAAGUAGUCAGGAAAAAAAAACUCUAACAAGGCCAGCCCAGCCCGGCCCCAGCCGAGCCCCUGAAGCGGCUGCAGAGCGGGGCAUGGCCUCCAACAGCAUCUUCGACUCCUUCCCCGCCUACUCGCCGGCCUUCAUCCGCGACCCGAGCACCAGCCGCCGCUUCACACCUCCCUCCACGGCCUUCCCCUGCGGCGGCGGCGGCGGCGGCGGCAAGAUGGGCGAGAACAGCGGCGCGCUGGGCGCGCAGGCGGCCGUGGGGCCCGGCGGGCGCGCCCGGCCGGAGGUGCGCUCGAUGGUGGACGUGCUGGCAGACCACGCGGGAGAGCUCGUGCGCACCGACAGCCCCAACUUCCUCUGCUCCGUGCUGCCCUCGCACUGGCGCUGCAACAAGACGCUGCCCGUCGCCUUCAAGGUGGUGGCGCUGGGGGACGUGCCCGACGGAACAGUGGUGACCGUGAUGGCCGGCAACGACGAGAACUACUCGGCUGAGCUGCGCAACGCCUCGGCGGUCAUGAAGAACCAGGUGGCCAGGUUCAACGACCUGCGCUUCGUGGGCCGCAGCGGGCGAGGGAAGAGCUUCACGCUGACCAUCACCGUGUUCACUAACCCCACCCAAGUGGCCACCUACCACCGAGCCAUCAAGGUCACCGUGGACGGACCCCGGGAGCCCAGACGGCACCGGCAGAAGCUGGAGGACCAGACCAAGGCGUUCCCCGACCGCUUCGGGGAGCUGGAGCGGCUCCGCAUGCGGGUGGCGCCGAGCACGCCCAGCCCGCGCGGCUCCCUCAGCACCACGAGCCACUUCAGCAGCCAGGCCCAGACCCCGAUCCAAGGCACCUCGGACCUGAGCCCCUUCUCCGACCCCCGCCAGUUUGACCGCCCCUUCCCGGCGCUGCAGACGCUCACGGAGAGCCGCUUCCCUGACCCCCGGAUGCACUACCCGGGGGCCAUGUCGGCCGCCUUCCCCUACAGCGCCACGCCGUCCGGCACGGGCAUCAGCAGCCUGAGCGUGGCUGGCAUGCCGGCCACCAGCCGCUUCCACCACACCUACCUCCCGCCGCCCUACCCCGGCGCCCCGCAGAACCAGGCCGGGCCCUUCCAGGCCAACCCGUCCCCCUACCACUUGUACUACGGGGCCGCCUCCUCGGGCUCCUACCAGUUCUCCAUGGUGGCCGGCAGCGGGGGCGGCGACCGCUCGCCCAGCCGCAUGCUGGCCUCCUGCACCAGCAGCGCCGCCGUGGCCGCCGGCAACCUCAUGAACCCCAGCCUGGGCGGCCAGAGCGACGGCGUGGAGGCCGACGGCAGCCACAGCAACUCGCCCACGGCCCUCAGCACGCCGGGCCGCAUGGACGAGGCCGUGUGGCGGCCCUACUGACCGCUGCGGGCCCGGCAGGACGAGACUGACGCUCCCAGGCGGCAGGUGGCUCUGAGAGCACCUGCGCAGCUCCCUCUUUGGACCGAGGGCUGGGGGCCUCCCCAGGAACGCCGCCCCCCACCCCCGCCCUGAGCCCAGUCAUCUGAGCACCUGCGACUGCCCCAGGCCCUCUCUGCCCGCGGGGAAGGCCUCAGGGUCCCUGGAAGAGGGCCCCCCCCCGUGCUCCACCCUCUUCCUGAGACCCCGCCCUCCCGCUGCAUUGGCACACAUUGAGUCCGAACUGGAAAGCACCCCCGCUCCGGGUAUGGAUGGGGUGGGCCCCGGCCCCUGGCUGGCGGCGGCGCCGGCAAGGAGGGGACGUGCUGGCCCCCAGCUGCCCGUCGGGUCCCAGCACCUGCAGGCCGGGACCCCACCCCCACGCACUUUCCUAGCCCGAGGCAGCCCCCUCCAGUUCCCUUGGUGGGGGCCCCUAGUUCCCACCCUGGGAAGGGCAGGGGGUCCUGGGCCGAGGGGUUACUGAGCCAGCCGCCCCGCCCCCCGAGGGCCAACCAAGCUGUGCCCCACCCAGCCUCUCCGCGGCCCCCAAAGCAAACAGCCUGGAACCGGAAGCCGGUUUUAAAAUGGAUUUCAGAAACAAGCUUCAGUCAGACCUCUUUAAACACAGUCUCUGAGCGCGUGGGAUCGGGGCGGGGGGGUCCCCCACCCCCACCCUUCCUGCAGCAGCUCUGGUGCCGCGCGGGGACCCUCACGUCUCACGUCAGGGGCUGUCAGCGUCCUCCCAGAGCAGGGGGCUCCAGGGCAGGUCGGAGGAGCUGGGAGGGGCCUGUGUCCCUCCUCCACAGGCUGCGUGGGCUCUCACAUCUGGGUUCUCCAGUUCGAGGGCUUCAGGGAGACAGAUGAGAACUACAGCACUGGUCGGCCGUGGCUUCCCAUAACCGCUCCAGCCGGGCCGCCUGGAGAUGCUCCUUAGUGGCUGUCAGUGCCACCCCCACAUGUGGAGCAACAGCCAGAGGCCGGACGCACACCCUGGCCCGGUUAGGAAGUCCUUCUGGUGAUCCAGCUCACGUUGCUCCUGCUGCAGUUUCUCCUGUCCGCACAGGAGAAAGCAGGCCACUCUUCCCGGUGGCUGCGGGGGCCUCCCCACCCCUUCUCAGGAAGCAGCUACAAGUCCACUUCCCCCCCCCCCCCCCGCUUCCUUGCUCAGUGGUUGCAGACUGGCCCGGGCCAGCGAGGGAGGCACCUUUGGGUCGCCAGCGCCCAGCACUUUGUAGCCCUAUGAUCCCCUCCCCAUCCCUGCCCCGGUGUGGCAAGAGCCUCGCCGAGUGCCAGGGCCCACGCGAGGGCCCUGGCAAGGCUGCCCUCAAGUUGGACCCUGCAAACUCACGGAUGUCAAAAGCACAAGGAGAGGGUGCGGCGGUCCCUGGGAGCCCGUGGGUUGCGGGCCCAGCCCCGGUGACAGGUGGUCGUGCCGAGGCUGGCCGGCCGCCGGCCUCAGAACCCCCACGGGCGGACGGGCGGGCAGAGGGCUGGGAACUGCUUUGCACUGUUGUUUGCUUGGUGUGUGUGUUUUUAAUGCACAACCUGCUUGUACAGUAAACUGUCUUCAGUACUAUUUAACUGGAAA